Messenger RNA from Cajanus cajan (pigeon pea), 1965 nucleotides. RefSeq names its product Sec14p-like phosphatidylinositol transfer family protein. Lineage: Eukaryota; Viridiplantae; Streptophyta; Magnoliopsida; Fabales; Fabaceae. The record is from RefSeq and is a predicted model, not a curated record.
UUCAGAAUUCCUUCCUUCUCUUCUCCCUACUCCGCACUUGCAUUAUUUUCAAUCUGACUCCAAAUUUCACAUCGAAUAUAAUUUCUGUUCCACUCACUUUUUCGCUCCUGCAUCCUGACACACGCUUCGUAUAAAAUUUAGCCCUCAUUUCCAACUUGAUAAUGUCUUUUAGUGGUGAAAAUUCUACCGUUAAAAAACAAUGACAUGAUUUUCAAGUGUGAAAGGUGUAACAAUUCAAUCGUCGAUUUUGAUGCUUUAAUUCCGGUUUUAUUGUCAAAAAUUUUAUACUGUGAAAAUUUAUUUCUGCCAACAGUUUUCAAGGCAAGGUAUCUAUACUGAAUAGAUUUGCAUGUAUGCAUAAAUGCACGUUUUCAGUAUCGUUGUCCUUACAAAUGACAAGUCCGAAGGCGGAGUCCGAAGACAGGGAAGUGAUUAUAGGGAGAGGUGAAGGAGAAAACGAGUCAUGUUCUGGUUUUCAGGGAUUGAAGUUUGAUUUUGGUAGUGGUAGCAAGAGUAGGACCAAAAGUUUUCAUCCUCCAAUUGAAACGCAUUGGUGUCUCAAUUCGUCACCAGGAAAAAAGGCUUCGUCUUCUAUUAAGUCAGUGUUGUCUUACCCACUCGCGAAAUUUAGAAAGAGUAAAAGUCUUAAAAUGAUUCUAGAAGGAGCCCGUGAUCCUAAGGAUAAACAAAUUGUUGAGUCUUUUCGCGAAAUGCUGAUACAAGAAGACCUCUUGCCACCAAAGCACGAUGAUUAUCAUACUCUUCUAAGGUUUCUGCGCAUGAGGGAUUUCGACGUGUCAAAAUCCAAAGAGAUGUUUCAAAAUUAUCUGAAAUGGCGCAAGGAAUUUCGAGUAGACGUGCUUCCAAAGGAAUUCAAUUUCACGGAGUACAAUGAAGUGAAGAAAUGCUAUCCUCAUGGAUAUCACGGAGUUGAUAGAUACGGUAGACCCGUGUAUAUUGAGAGAACUGGGAUGGUAGACCUUAACAAACUGGGAGAAGUAACCACAUUUGAAAGGUUUAUCAAAUAUCAUGUGUCAGAGCAAGAGAAAACUCUGAAAGUAAGAUACCCUGCAUGUUCACUAGCUGCUAAAAAGCACAUAGCAUCCACUACAAGUAUCUUGGAUGUCAAUGGAGUAGGGAUGUCUAAUUUCUCAAAGCCCGCAAGAUACCUCUUUACGGAAAUUCAGAAAAUCGAUAGCUGUUACUAUCCUGAGACUCUAAAUCAGCUCUUUAUUAUUAAUGCCGGAUCUGGGUUUAGGAUGCUGUGGAAAGCAAUAAAAGCAUUCCUAGAUGCACGCACAGUAUCAAAGAUUCAAGUGUUGGGUUCUAAUUAUCUCAGCGUGCUGCUUGAGGCUGUUGAUCCAAGUAAUUUGCCAACUUUUAUGGGUGGUAAUUGCAAAUGUUCCGAUUAUGGAGGUUGUCUGAUGAGUGAUCGAGGGCCCUGGAAAAAUCCAGAAGUGUUAGAAAUGAUUCAGGUUAUUAACUUGAAAGAAGAGAUCGAUGGUAAAUGCGAAGAUCGUGAUGUGGCUUCAGAAGAUUCCUCCAUGACAAAAAAUGUUGACAUGCAAAGCAAAAAUGACAACAACACUAUGAGUCUACCUGAGGAGGCAGCAUGUGUGGGAUCAGACUCGCCAUGUGGGUUAGCAUUGCAAAAAAUUGAUUGGCUUGAAGCUGUUAUUGGAGACAUAAAGAAUAAAAUCAAGACGCUGGAAGAUGCACUACAGGACACCAAGAUAGCAUUGAAAGAAGUUGCACCGCAUAUAGAACGGACAAAAAUGUAGAAGUGGAUAGUGUUAACACUGUUGCAGUGAGUCAAUUGAUUUUUUUCCCCAAUUCACCUUGUAUUACUAGAUUGAAGUUUAGCAGACUCUGCUAUAUUGAUAUCCUAACAUGGUUCCUGUACCAAAUUCUGCCAAAAUAUAGUCGUCGUGCGCAAAAGAAAUAAAAUAAUUUUAAGAAGGAAUA